This is a messenger RNA of Fragaria vesca subsp. vesca, 3420 nucleotides long. RefSeq names its product leucine--tRNA ligase, cytoplasmic-like. Bases 160 to 3420 code for a protein of 1086 amino acids. The record is from RefSeq and is a predicted model, not a curated record. Lineage: Eukaryota; Viridiplantae; Streptophyta; Magnoliopsida; Rosales; Rosaceae. Gene Ontology annotation, molecular function: leucine-tRNA ligase activity; ATP binding; aminoacyl-tRNA deacylase activity. Gene Ontology annotation, biological process: leucyl-tRNA aminoacylation. The transcript has 2 exons.
UCUCUCUCUACUUCACCCAAAAUUGAUACACACAAAUACGGCGGCGUCGAACCCAAUCGCUCCCUGGCUCUUCUUCUCGUCCGACGAAACCUGCGCUCUCAUGCCACCAUCCCCAAUUCAAUCCUGAACUUCACCAGCAGUUACUGUAAAGUUACCGGAAUGGCAUCGGAAGGCGGGAAGAGCUUUGCGAGGAGAGACCGUCUCCUGGAAAUCGAGGCCAAAGCGCGAGCCUGGUGGGACGACAACCAUGUCUUCAAGGCCGAAGCUCGUGAGAAGCUUCCAGAACCCGGGGAGAAGUUCUUCGGAAACUUCCCCUUCCCUUACAUGAACGGCUUUCUGCAUCUCGGACACGCCUUUUCGCUUUCCAAGUUGGAGUUCGCGGCGGCUUAUCACCGCUUGAGGGGCGCCAAUGUGCUUCUGCCGUUUGCCUUCCACUGCACCGGAAUGCCUAUCAAGGCCUCUGCCGAUAAGCUUGCCAGGGAGAUUCAGCUCUUCGGGGAGCCUCCGGUGUUUCCCGCCGCUCAGGAGAAGCAGGAGGAGGCUCAGGAGGCGGAACCGGAAGCGGAGAAUGCCAAUGGGGGUGCUAAGUACAAGGGGAAGAAGUCCAAGGUUGCGGCAAAGUCCGCCGGACAAGUGUACCAGUGGGAAAUUAUGCGCAGUUUUGGUCUGUCGGACAGUGAGAUAUCCAAAUUCCAGGAUCCUUAUAAGUGGUUGACGUUUUUUCCGCCAUUGGCAGUGGAGGACCUCAAGGCUUUCGGGCUCGGCUGUGACUGGAGACGCUCGUUUAUUACUACAGACAUGAACCCUUUUUUCGAUGCCUUUGUCAAGUGGCAGGUUAGGAAACUUAAAGACAUGGGAAAGAUUGUGAAAGAUGUUCGUUACGCUGUAUACUCUCCAUUAGAUGGGCAGCCGUGUGCAGAUCAUGACCGAGCCAGUGGCGAAGGAGUUCAGCCCCAAGAAUAUACCGUCAUUAAAAUGGAACUGGUGGGACCUUUUCCUUCUAAAUUGGCUGUGUUGGAGGGGAAGAAAGUGUUCCUGGCUGCAGCAACUCUAAGACCUGAGACCAUGUACGGCCAAACAAAUGCAUGGGUAUUGCCUGAUGGGGAGUAUGGAGCCUUUGAAAUCAAUGAAACUGAGGUAUUCAUUCUUACGGAAAGAGCAGCUCUUAACCUUGCCUAUCAAAACUACUCCAGGAUCCCACAGAAACCUACUUGCUUGGUUGAACUUACUGGUCAGGAUUUGAUUGGCCUUCCAUUGAAGUCGCCACUCGCAUUGAAUCAGAUUAUUUAUGCCCUUCCUAUGUUGACUGUUCUAACAGACAAAGGUACUGGGAUUGUGACCAGUGUACCCUCUGAUUCUCCUGAUGAUUAUAUGGCCUUGCAUGAUUUGAAAAAAAAAGAUGCUCUCAGGGAGAAAUAUGGUGUAAAAAAUGAGUGGGUUCUUCCCUUUGAUAUUAUCCCAAUCAUUGAUAUUCCAGAAUAUGGAAAUAAAGCUGCAGAAACGGUCUGCGCGAAACUCAAUAUCAAAAGCCAGAAUGAGAAAGAGAAGCUAGCAGAAGCCAAGAAGGAGACCUACUUGAAAGGAUUCAAUGAAGGAACACUUAUUGUGGGGGAAUUCAGCGGAAGGAAAGUCCAGGAGGUGAAGCCCCUGAUAAGAAGCAUGCUUAUAGAGGCGGGCGAGGCAAUUUCGUACAGUGAGCCUGAGAAGCGGGUAGUAUCACGAUCAGGGGAUGAAUGUGUUGUGGCGCUUACAGAUCAGUGGUAUAUCACAUACGGGGAAACCGAAUGGAAGAAACUGGCUGAGGAGUGCUUGGCCGGUAUGAGUUUGUAUUCUGAUGAAACACGGCAUGGGUUUGAACAUACUUUGGGCUGGUUAAAUCAGUGGGCAUGUUCACGAUCUUUUGGGCUUGGUACUCGUAUUCCCUGGGAUGAAGAAUUCUUAGUCGAGUCAUUGUCUGAUUCAACUAUUUACAUGGCUUAUUACACCAUCGCUCAGUUCCUCCACAAUGGAGAUAUGUAUGGUUCCAGCAAAUCCGCAAUUAAACCUGAACAAAUGACUGAUGAGGUCUGGGAUUAUAUCUUCUGUGAUGGCCCAGAACCUAAAUCAUCUGGCAUCUCAUCAUCAACUCUUCGUAAUAUGAAGCAUGAGUUUGAGUAUUGGUAUCCUUUUGAUCUUCGAGUGUCUGGCAAAGAUCUCAUACAAAAUCAUUUAACCUUCUGCAUCUACAACCAUACAGCUAUUAUGUCCAAGAAGCACUGGCCUCGUGGUUUCAGAUGCAAUGGGCAUAUCAUGCUUAAUGCUGAGAAGAUGUCCAAGUCUACAGGGAAUUUUAGGACACUUCGUCAGGCAAUUGAGGAAUUUUCUGCUGAUGCUACUCGGUUUUCUUUGGCUGAUGCUGGAGACGGUGUUGACGAUGCAAAUUUUGUAUUUGAGACUGCCAAUGCUGCAAUUCUGCGGCUUACUAAAGAGAUCUCAUGGAUGGAAGAAGUUUUGGCUGCAGAAUCUUCCUUGAGACCAGGCCCCCCAACUACUUAUGCUGACAAGGUCUUUGCAAAUGAGAUAAAUAUUGCUGUGAACAGGACUCAGCAGAAUUACAGUGAUUACAUGUUCCGGGACGCCCUGAAGACUGGAUUUUAUGAUCUUCAAACUGCUAGGGAUGAGUACCGCUUUUCGUGUGGUGCUGGGGGAAUGAACCAUGAUUUGGUGUGGAGAUUUAUGGAUGUGCAGACACGUCUAAUUACCCCAAUCUGUCCACACUAUGGAGAAUAUGUCUGGAGGGAACUGUUGAAGAAGGAAGGGUUUGUGGUAAAUGCAGGAUGGCCUGUGGCUGAUGCUCCAGACCUAACCCUCCAGAGUGCCAAUAAGUAUUUGCAGGACUCCAUCAUUUUAAUGAGGAAGCUCCUCCAAAAGCAAGUUUUAGGCUCAAAGAAAGGUAACAAGAAGGGUACCUCAGUUACAUCGGUGACAGAAGACAACAAGCUAAGCGGCUUGAUUUACGUAAAUGAGCACUUUGAUGGGUGGAAGGCAGAGUGCUUGAAAAUACUCCAGAUUAACUUUGACAAAGACAGUCGUACCUUUUCUUCAGACAUGGUGAUACAAGAGGCUCUGCAAAACAGUUCUAUUGGUCAGUCAAAAGAUUUUAAACAAAUCCAAAAGCUUUGUAUGCCUUUCAUGAAGUUUAAGAAGGAUGCGGCAGUUAAACUUGGGCCUCAGGCCUUAGAUUUGAAGCUACCUUUUGGCGAGAUUGAGGUCCUGCAAGAGAACUUGGACUUAAUUAAGAGACAACUUGGUCUUCAAGAUGUAGAAGUAUUGUCUGGUACAGCUCCUGAUGCACUUUCUAAAGCUGGUUCUCUUGUCAAACUAAUACAGCAGAAUCCUCCAACACCAGGAAACCCCACCGCCAUCUUCUUGACCCGGUAA